This is a messenger RNA of Nomascus leucogenys (northern white-cheeked gibbon), 994 nucleotides long. It is a transcript of the gene CINP, whose product is annotated as cyclin dependent kinase 2 interacting protein. Lineage: Eukaryota; Metazoa; Chordata; Mammalia; Primates; Hylobatidae. The record is from RefSeq and is a predicted model, not a curated record.
GCGGACGUGACGCAAAUGCGUUUCCGGCGGGGGUGGGCGGGGCUUCGCGUCUCCAUCUAGGGAUAUCUGCGGACCGUAUGGAAGCAAAGACUCUUGGAAUUGUAACACCCAGAAAACCUGUCUUAUCUGUCAGUGCAAGAAAAAUUAAGGACAAUGCGGCUGAUUGGCACAAUUUAAUCCUGAAGUGGGAAACCCUCAAUGAUGCAGGUUUUACCACUGCAAAUAAUAUUGCCAACUUGAAAAUCAGUUUAUUGAAUAAAAACAAGAUAGAACUAGACAGCAGCAGCCCAGCCUCGAAGGAAAAUGAAGAAAAGGUGUGUCUGGAAUAUAACGAGGAACUGGAGAAGCUGUGUGAGGAACUGCAGGCCACCGUGGAUGGGUUGACCAAAAUACAGGUGAAAAUGGAAAAGCUGUCUUCAACUACCAAGGGAAUUUGUGAACUAGAAAACUACCAUUAUGGGGAGGAGAGUAAACGACCCCCUCUGUUCCACACGUGGCCUACAACCCAUUUCUAUGAGGUUUCGCAUAAGCUCUUGGAGAUGUACAGGAAGGAGCUGCUCCUGAAGUGCACAGUGGCCAAGGAGCUUGCACACGCCGGGGAUCCCGACCUCACCCUGAGCUACUUGUCCAUGUGGCUGCACCAGCCCUACGUGGAGAGCGACAGCAGGCUGCAUCUGGAGAGCAUGCUGCUGGAGACAGGCCACCGAGCUCUGUGACGUCCCGAGACGGCUGCGGACACUGGCUCCUUCCACGUCUCACCAGGCAGACAGUCUGCCUAGGACCCAGUGCCGCAGGCCUGGAUCAGACCCCAGGAUCAGACCUUCUUGGGGUCUUCUGGCCAGAGCUUGUCGCCAGCACCGUGGCCUCUCCAGGCAUGCUCAUGCCCACAACCCGCGGCCAGCCCCACGUGGUGCCACUCAGCCUUCUCUGCCCCUCCUGGGAAUCCGUCACUCAUGGGUGCUUCAGAGUAAAAUCAAUGAGUUUCUGAGCAGAA